CCGAAUAAAUGACUUUACUCUACUAAUCACAAAGAUAUUGGUACACUAUAUUUUAUUCUAGGACUUUGAUCUGGAUUAGUAGGUACUUCUUUAAGUUUUAUCAUUCGAAUUGAACUAAGAAAUCCCCAAUCAUUAAUUGGUGAUGAUCAAAUUUUUAAUGUAAUAGUUACAGCCCAUGCAUUUAUUAUAAUUUUUUUUAUGGUUAUACCUAUUAUAAUUGGAGGAUUUGGUAAUUGAUUAGUUCCUCUAAUACUCGGUGCUCCUGAUAUAGCUUUUCCCCGAAUAAAUAAUAUAAGUUUUUGACUUUUACCACCAUCUUUAACUUUUCUAUUAAUUAGAAGAAUCAUUGAAAAAGGCGCUGGAACAGGAUGAACCGUUUAUCCUCCACUAGCAUCUAAUAUUGCUCAUAGAGGAAGUUCAAUUGACUUAGCAAUUUUUAGCUUACAUUUAGCUGGAAUCUCUUCAAUUAUAGGAGCAACAAAUUUUAUUUCCACAAUUAUUAAUAUACGACCUCAUAAUAUACCCAUAGAUCAAAUUUCACUUUUUUCUUGAGCUGUGGGUAUUACUGCUCUAUUACUCCUUCUUUCUCUUCCUGUACUUGCGGGAGCUAUUACUAUAUUAUUAACUGACCGAAAUAUUAAUACCUCAUUCUUCGACCCAGCUGGAGGAGGGGACCCUAUUUUAUAUCAACAUUUAUUUUGAUUUUUCGGACAUCCUGAAGUUUACAUUUUAAUUCUUCCAGGAUUUGGAAUAAUUUCUCAUAUUGUCUCUCAAGAAAGAAAUAAAAAAGAAACUUUUGGAACUUUAGGUAUGAUUUAUGCAAUACUAGCUAUUGGUCUUUUAGGAUUUUUAGUUUGAGCUCAUCAUAUAUUUACUAUCGGAAUAGAUGUUGAUACUCGAGCUUACUUUACUUCUGCCACUAUAAUUAUUGCUAUUCCAACUGGUAUUAAAAUUUUUAGAUGAUUAGCUACACUUUAUGGAACUAAGUUAAACUUUGAACCAACUACACUUUGGUCAUUAGGUUUUAUUUUUUUAUUUACUAUUGGAGGAUUAACUGGAGUAGUCCUAGCUAAUUCAUCUAUUGAUAUUAUUCUUCAUGAUACAUACUAUGUUGUUGCCCACUUUCAUUAUGUUUUAUCAAUAGGAGCUGUAUUUGCAAUUAUUGCAGGAUUUAUUCAUUGAUACCCAUUAUUUACUGGAUUAACUCUUAAUAAUAACCUUUUAAAAAGACAUUUUAUUUUAACAUUUAUUGGAGUAAAUUUAACUUUCUUCCCUCAGCAUUUUCUAGGAUUAAGAGGAAUGCCCCGACGUUACUCCGAUUAUCCUGAUUCUUUUACUAAAUGAAAUAUCAUUUCUUCAAUCGGUAGAUUAAUCUCUACACUAAGAUUAAUAUUCUUUAUUUAUAUUAUUUGAGAAAGUUUAAUUCUUAACCGACAAACAUUAACUACUUUAAAUUUUCCCUCUUCAAUUGAAUGAUUAAGAUCACUACCACCAGCUGAACAUAGAUUUAAUGAAAUCCCUUUAAUUACUAAAU
Messenger RNA from Cylas formicarius (sweet potato weevil), 1534 nucleotides. Lineage: Eukaryota; Metazoa; Arthropoda; Insecta; Coleoptera; Brentidae. The record is from the annotation of a RefSeq genome assembly.